UGUUCACAGCAGACUUCAUAUAUAAAAGACGUCAGGUGGACCGGAUGUACCUGGAUUCCGAUUCCCUCACGCGGUGGGGUAGCUUUACCUGCCCCUCUCGGCCGGCCGCUCCGAAAUACAUAACCUUUCAUACCCGCCAUCAUGGAGCUUCUCGACUCUCGCUCUAUUUGGGAAAGGAUACGGCCUGACUUAUCCGAUCUACUAGACAAUCCAGAAGCCGAUCAAGACAUACCAGGAUUGCCAGGAUUGCCGGAGAUCGACUGGGACAAUGAUGAGAGUUUCUUCGAUGCUCUCAGCCCCAAUGACAAACCAACCUCGUUCCCAACGCCGGCAGAAGUCCACAAGGAAGCAAGACAACGAAGCAAGAGCAUCUUUGAAGAUUGGGGAUUCCUCAACCAGCUAAUCCAGCGCCAUGAAGCAACUAUUCAGAAACGAUGGUUGAACAAAACACGCCAGCAGCGCCAGAAAAUCCUCCUCAAUGCGUGGCCGCGAAUGGCAGCGCAGCAUCGUCCGGAUUUUGAGGCGUUCACUCGAGAAAAGAGCCACGGUCACACCAAGUUCAGAGAACCUUAUUUGUGGCCAAAUAUCAACCAGGAGGAUCUGUUGAAGCCAAAGCUGUUUCCUAUCUUCCUCAAUGCGCGCGCUCGCCACCCUCCAUCUUUUUUCGCAGGGGCAGAUUGGGAUUCAACUUCUCUGGGGAAUAGAUCGGGAAACCUCGGUCUAGCAUUCCUCAACAUGUAUACUAUGAUGUUUACGGGGAGGAAUACACCGGAGACUUAUGGGGAGUUGUUCUCCUGGGAGGAGCAUGAACCCUCGAUGAAUUGGGCAACCAAUGGACGCGGCGCCAUUCCUGGCUGUGGUAUGCAGAUUCUCGAGGUACAAGAGCGGGUCUAUAGUUUUCUUUUGGCGUGUUGCCGGGACCUUCUGCAUGAUAUGAGCGAGGAGGACUUGCUAGGGGCUCCUGCUCAACCCGAGCCUCCCCGGUUGUCCACCGCAGAACCGGGUAUCGACUCGCUGGCGGCAGUUGCUUCUGAGGCUCCCUAUCGUGUGCCGGCUCACUUGGACCUUGGUCGUCUCAAGAAGCUCAUUGAAGGUCGUCGCACCGUGGCCGAAGAUCACAUUUGGACUCUUCGGGAAGACCCUAGCUAUUUUGCAGAUGUGGUGCUCGAAAUGAAGGAACAUCGACAGGAAAUGCUGCCAGAUAAGCUUGGACAGAAACAUCCUCUCAUUCGGCCACGUCCGUCCAGUCGGUUUUGGGAGAGAAUAUUUGGGUUCAUGAUGACUGAUACGUAUUUCCCUUUGGUGAUCUGGGAUGACUUGCUUUCUCAGACCACACAUCUUCAGUCUUUAACUGAGAAAUACGCCGGGAAAAUCGAUCCUGAUAAAGACCUGCCCGCCGAGCUGUUUGAUGCCUAUCUCAAACUAUGGUACAGCCUAGAACGCUACUUCGAGGGACCAAUUGGGAGUCUCAGGACGAAUGUCCCUUCCUCUCCCCCACUUCGUUCAUACUAUGCUCGAGAACCGGAUGGGGGCGAUCUGAACAAGAUCUUCGUAUCUUACAAUGGGAAGGCGUGCAAGGAUCCAAAGGUGCACCGAUUGCUAUGGAUCUUCGAAACCUUGUGGAACCCACAGAUGCUGGUUAGCGCGGGAUUGAAGACCCUCAUGGAUGAAUUGGAACGUACGAUACAGGAGCCAAGUAUCCGGGCCCUGGUCACCCCGCGAGUGGCUGGCAUGAUCGCAGACUUGUCCAUUUUGGCUGAAUGCCGGCACCAGAUCUCCCUUUACCAACCCUGGGCUUCCACGUUUUCCAGUGAAAUGGCUUCGCGUGACCACGAGUUGAAGGCCGACUAUGAACAGAAAACCAAGGUGAUGCAUGAAAUUAGAAGCGAAUGGAAUCCCGUUGUGGUGGUCGCAGCAGGUGACAUGUCGGAUGGGAGGUUUUACUACCCCGUCGACAAACGCAAGACUCGCGAGAAUACCGAAGCAAUACAGGCGGCAGAGAGGAAUCUCGACGAAUUCUGGACCAAGGUGGACGCGCAACUCUCCCGUAAAACCAGUCUUCACACUCAUCCGGCUUUGCGCAAUCUCCUGUCCGAGCAGCGUAUCCUCCGGCGAACCCCGGAUUGGAUUGAAUCUGACACCAGGCGUCCGGGCAACCAGCGAAUGGACGAUAUCCAGGAGAUAUGCCGGCCAUUAUCCCAAAUCUACUUCGAACUGGAACACCGCACACAGAGCACGCUCCCAGCGGAGAAGGUCCCUGUGGGCAAGAAGGCCAAAACCAAGACACGGGGUGUCCCUCAGCCGACUGAAUCACCAGCCGAAACGAUAGUGCCAGAUCUCAACGCAGGCCACGGUCCAGACGUCCAGCCCACGUUUGCAGUGGACAAGCGCGCAUACAAGGUGUUCUCCACUCUGUUCUACAAACCAUCGAAGACCGCUCAACCGGGCGAAAUCCCAUGGAACGACUUCCUGCACGCGAUGGGCAUGACGGGCUUUGGAAUCGAGAAGCUGUACGGCUCCGUAUGGCAGUUCUCGCCCACUAAACUGGACGUGGAACGAGCGAUUCAGUUCCAUGAGCCUCAUCCUAUUCCGAAGAUUCCGUUCCGGAUGAUGAGGCGGUUUGGACGGCGAUUAGCACGUGCGUAUGGAUGGCAUGGGGAUAUGUUCAAGCUGGGGGAGUAAUAUACGGCGUUAAUAGAACUAGAUGUAUAUGAAGAUAAGCCUGUGCAGUAGAUCCAAACGCGGGGGACCCACGGGCGCAGAAAUUUCAGUGGGACUAAGCAGUAUGUCGGAUCUAUCCAGCCGGAUAAGAGAAUGAACAAUAUUCGUGCAGAUAAAGAAUAUUCUCUCUUAUCUUGAUAGCAGAGUCGUAGUGUUGUGUCUGUACCUGUCCUGGCAUCGCUCGAUUUGGCAAACGCUGCAAACGUCGGUGUUCAUGCGGACAACGACUGUGGGUUCUUACCCGACAACUCUGAACCAGAAUUUUCUUCUUCACUCUUAAGAAG
Aspergillus glaucus CBS 516.65 is the source of this 3005-nucleotide messenger RNA. RefSeq lists its product as uncharacterized. Lineage: Eukaryota; Fungi; Ascomycota; Eurotiomycetes; Eurotiales; Aspergillaceae. The record is from RefSeq and is a predicted model, not a curated record. The transcript has a single exon. The coding region runs from base 142 to 2682 and encodes 846 amino acids.